AAUUGUGUCUAGACAACUGUUGUUGUCUAGAUAGCUUUAUUGUAUUUUUUAACUAUGUAUCUGAACCGACUAAAAUUUUCGAGCGAGCCGUCAAUGAUGAAUUGAUAUAAGCUGAAAAGCCGCUGAGGUGCUUUUUACAUGACGGCCCGCUUAUUUUUCCAACUGAAACCUAUUCCAUAAAUCUUCUACUUCAUUUUUUUUUUUUAAUUUUUCAAAUUUGAUUUUGCCAUAAAGAAUUUCUGCAGAGCUCGAGCUAGCUCGCGAGCUGCAAUAAUGGGGAUUGUGAGGCAGGAGGCGACGCAGAAGGCGGAGCUCGAGGAAUUCCGCCGUAUGCUGCUAUCGUGCGCCGCGGUGAACCGGCGGAAGGAAGGCGACGGGCUAGGCGGCGGCAGGGACAGCGCCUUGCCCGCGCGCGGCGGCGACGUAUUGGACAGGAUGGUCUGCGUCACCAGCGGCGUAUCCUAUCUCGGCAUCGCUAUAGUGAACCAGCUCCUAGUCAACGGUUACUCUGUUCGAAUCAUCGUCGAUAAUGAAGAGGAUGUUGAGAAGCUGAGGGAGAUGGAAACUUCCGGUGAAAUGAGGUUGAACAACAGCAUAGUUGAAGUUGUGAUGGCCAAGCUCACUGAGGUCGAAAGCCUAACUGAAGCGUUUGAUGGUUGCCGUGGCGUCUUCCACACUGCUGCAUUCGUGGACCCGGCCGGGCUGUCCGGCUACUCCAAAGCCAUGGCUGAGAUUGAAGUUAAUACGAGCAAGAACGUGGCGAGGGCCUGUGGGCUUUCUCCUUCUGUUAGACAUUGCGUGCUCACGUCAUCUCUCUUGGCCUGCAUUUGGCACGACUGCUCUAGUGAUGAGGCUCCACGCCUCAUUGACCACAAGUGCUGGAGUGACGAGGCUAUAUGCGUAAACAAAAAGCUCUGGUAUGCGCUCGGGAAGCUGAGGGCAGAGAAGGCCGCGUGGGAGAUUGCUAAAGCCAAUGGCGUGAAGCUGACUGCCAUUUGCCCCGGGCUCAUCACCGGCUCGGAUUUCUACCGGAGAAAUCCAACAUCGACUAUUGCAUACCUUAAAGGAGUCCAAGAAAUGUACGUAUACGGCUUGCUGGCAACAGUAAGCAUCGACACACUAGCCAAGGCACAUGUGCGCGUCUUCGAAGAGAUGAAGAAGACAGCCCCCGGCAGGUACAUUUGCUUCGACAAAGUGAUAGAAAGAGGAGACGAGGUCGAGACGCUGGCUGCUGAGACGGGAAUAAGCGCGGCCCUAGUAACGGGGGGCGCCUCGUCUAGCAGCCGGCCUCGGUUUGAGCUGUCGAACGCGAAGCUUAGGCAGCUCAUGUUGAGACCGCGCCGUUGUGAGAAUGAAUGAUGAGAUAGGGUUAUAAAUCAAAUUUUGCUGUAUCAUUUGAAGAGCUUUAUGUGGUCUUGGUGUAUAGUGUAUGUACGUAUUACGAAUGUGGUGAAUUAGUGUAACACGAUGGAACAUUGUAGUUCAAAUAAAAAGAUAAUUAUAGCUUA
This is a messenger RNA of Salvia miltiorrhiza (redroot sage), 1508 nucleotides long. RefSeq names its product cinnamoyl-CoA reductase-like SNL6. Gene Ontology annotation, molecular function: oxidoreductase activity, acting on the CH-OH group of donors, NAD or NADP as acceptor. Bases 274 to 1359 code for a protein of 361 amino acids. The record is from RefSeq and is a predicted model, not a curated record. Lineage: Eukaryota; Viridiplantae; Streptophyta; Magnoliopsida; Lamiales; Lamiaceae. The transcript has 4 exons.